Olea europaea var. sylvestris is the source of this 2469-nucleotide messenger RNA. Its product is annotated as PH, RCC1 and FYVE domains-containing protein 1-like. The transcript is spliced from 5 exons. The record is from RefSeq and is a predicted model, not a curated record. NCBI's taxonomy places the organism in Eukaryota, Viridiplantae, Streptophyta, Magnoliopsida, Lamiales, Oleaceae. Gene Ontology annotation, molecular function: metal ion binding. Bases 1 to 2469 code for a protein of 822 amino acids.
AUGUUCAAAUGGGACCAUGCCUCACUUCAAAUUCUUGAUUUUCAGGAUGAAAAAUUCUUGAUUUGGUAUUCUGGUCAGGAGGAAAGACAGAUGAGAUUAAGCUCAGUCACAAAUGUUGUACAUGGCCAAACCACUAAGCAACUUCGACCAGAGAGGGAAAGCCAGUGCCUUUCACUUGUCUAUGGAAAUGGUGAAUGCACCCUCGAUCUGAUAUUCAGGGACAAAGAGCAGGCUAAGACUUGGUUUUUGGGUUUGAGAGCUGUAACAUCCAGGAGUUAUUGUAAUGGAUUGUGGAGUACUUUGAAGAAACGAAGAGGGGUCCAAAGUUGUAUAAACAGUCCAUCUGGUUUUAUGAGAAGGAAACAGAUCUUAGGACUUUUGGAGGAGAAAAUUAGAUCAUCUCAGGUACACAGUUUAUCUGGGAGUCCACCUCAGUCAUUAUCAGCUAGAUGUACUUCUGAUGGUUUAUCAUGCUCAUCCAAUAGUUUCUAUUCAGAAUCAAUUCUAUUAAGCAUUCACAAUACCACGGAUUUCUUAGCCCCAAGUUCUCCAUAUCUUCAGCAAGAAGAUCCAAAUGAGCAAGCAAUGUGUGCCAGUUCAAAAAUGUUUAAUCUGUUCUCGACAAAUCCUCCUGUGUCAUUUGAAUCUGGAAACCAUAUAUUGAGGGAUGUCUUAAUUUGGGGGGAAGGAGCAGGAAAAGGGAGUUUGGAGGGUGGAGGAAUGGAAUUGGAUGCUUUAUUGCCUAAAGUUCUCGAAUCGACCAUGAUGUUUGAUCUCCAUUCCAUAUCUCUAGGAAGGAAGCAUGCUGCAUUAGUAACCAAGCAGGGCGAAGUAUUUUGCUGGGGCGAAGGAAGGAGGGGAAGACUCGGACAUAAAGUUGAUAUUGAUAUUACCUGCCCAAAGGUUGUUGACUCCCUUGUUGGAGUUCAUGUCAAUUCUGUUGCUUGUGGUGAGUAUCAAACAUGUGCUUUAACAUCUUCAGGUGAAGUGUACACGUGGGGCGACAACUGUAGUACUGAUUUAGCGGAUGAACAUAAUAAGAGAAGCCUUUGGGUGCCUCAUAGACUUUAUGGUUCACUUGAUGGUCUAACAAUAUCUCAUGUUGCUUGUGGAGAAUGGCAUACAGCAAUUAUUUCCACAUCUGGGAAAUUAUUUACAUAUGGAGAUGGAACAUUUGGAGUACUUGGCCAUGGCAAUCUUCAGAGUGUGUCACACCCUAAGGAAGUUGAAUCGCUGAAGGGACUACGGGUAAUGACCAUAGCAUGCGGAUCGUGGCACACAGCUGCCAUAGUGGAAAUCAUGGUUGAUCCUAUCAAAUUUAAUAAUCCUAGUGGAAAAUUGUUUACAUGGGGAGAUGCUGAUAAAGGAAGGCUCGGUCACUUUGAUCAAGAGAGAAAACUCUGCCCAACUUGUAUAGCAGAAUUGGUGGAUCAUGAUUUUGUUCAAGUAUCUUGUGGUCGGACUCUUACCAUAGGAUUAACCAGCACUGGUAAAGUUUAUACAAUGGGAAGUGCAGCACAUGGCCAACUCGGGAAUCCACAAUCCAGGGACAAGUCAAUAGUAGCUGUACAAGGGAAACUUGCUAACGAGUUUGUCAGAGAAAUCUCAUCAGGAUCUUAUCAUAUUGCUGCCUUAACAUCUCGAGGAAACGUUUAUACUUGGGGAAAAGGUGAACACGGACAGUUAGGAUUGGGUGAUAUCAAAGAUCGAAAUUCGCCAACUCUAGUCGAGACCCUGAGAGGAAGACAAGUAGAACAUAUUACAUGUGGAGCAAGUUCUACAGCUGCAAUUUGCUUACACAAAUCAGUAUCUAGUACUGACCAGUUGGCUUGCAAAGGAUGCAGCAUGGCUUUUGGGUUCACAAGGAAGAAGCAUAACUGUUACAAUUGUGGUCUUUUAUUCUGUCGAGCAUGCACCAACAAAAAAUCUAUGAAUGCGUCCCUUGCACCAAGUAGGAACAAGCCGUUUCGAGUCUGUCAUCAAUGCUUUAAUCAGAUUUGCAGAGCUUUAGAUCCAGGUAGUCAUUUCAAGUUUGGAACAAACAGCCCAAGACCAUUAUUUACGUCUGAGAAGGCAUACCACGACAAGAAAGAAGCAUUAUGCCAGACGACAUCAGCAAGAAACUAUUCUGAUGAGGGCAGCCAAUGCCAUGAGAGGAAAAAUUUCAGUAACACCAUUUCUUUGGUGAAUGAGUUACCCAGAUGGAGGCAAGUUUCAUGUCCUGAAGUUUUCAAGAAAAGAUCUGGGGACCACAUGAUUACCCAAAUUUAUCCUUCAAGACAUCAAUUAUCUUCUCAAUCUCCAGUUUGCUUAGCGGAUGACUCCUCACAAUUAAUAUCUUCCACAUCCAGUUCAAUGAAUGUGGAGAAUAACUUGUCUCAAUCGGAGAAGUUCUUCAUUAAAGAAAUCGAAAACCUUAAAACUCAGAUGUCUAGGACAAGGAAAGAGUGCUUGUCCACUGUUACUUGA